Alternaria arborescens is the source of this 309-nucleotide messenger RNA. RefSeq lists its product as hypothetical. NCBI's taxonomy places the organism in Eukaryota, Fungi, Ascomycota, Dothideomycetes, Pleosporales, Pleosporaceae. The coding region runs from base 1 to 309 and encodes 102 amino acids. The transcript has 2 exons. The record is from RefSeq and is a predicted model, not a curated record.
AUGCAGCCUUUCGUAGAACAACAUCUGGAAAAGCUUCUCGGCCUCAGCAACGCGACUGAGUGGAGACGUUUUCGUGCCAUACCAUACAUUCUUCUCGUCUCAGACCUGCGAGGUUUUCACAACCCACCUGGUCACUCAGUCUUGUUGGUAAACGACGGUCACGGUGAAGAGUACAUCUUCGAUGGUACUAUCGAUCAAUACGGAAGGAAUUGGGUGACACAUUGGCUCAUGACAAAGGAUGAGCUUGUGGAAGGCCAUAUGGAUCUGAGCCAAGCUCCGUAUUUGGAAGAAUACUUCAGAGGAGACUAG